Molecule: messenger RNA, 2213 nt
Organism: Epinephelus lanceolatus (giant grouper)
Lineage: Eukaryota; Metazoa; Chordata; Actinopteri; Perciformes; Serranidae
Gene: naxe
Product: NAD(P)HX epimerase
Cellular component (GO): mitochondrion
Molecular function (GO): NAD(P)HX epimerase activity
Source: RefSeq, a predicted model, not a curated record
GACGUCUUUGGGCUGCAAGUGUUGUUGCACAGCUGCUACCAUUUAAUAAGCUAAUUAUUGAUCUGUAAGUGGUGUCACUGCAUUGUUUGUGAGGGAAAACGUGCAUGUGAAGUUGUUUUACAGAAAGGCUCGCUAACAUUUGCAGUGUGGAUCCAUCUGGAUGUUGAGUGUGCGGGCUCUGUUUGGGAUCGGCUUCCUGGUGACCUCAAGGGCCACGGCAGUCCUCACUCAGACAGGGACAUGCCCGCUGUAUGCUGCAGCUAACAACCACAAGAAGGACUGUUUCAGUAGCAGACCAGCUUCCACCAUGGCCCAGACCAUCAAGUAUCUCGGGCAGGAGGAGGCGCAGCACAUUGACGAGGAACUCUUCAGUGAGUAUGGCUUCAGCGUGGAUCAGUUGAUGGAGCUGGCUGGACUCAGCUGUGCCACAGCCAUCUCCAGGGCGUAUCCUAUUACUUCCCUGGUGAAGGCCAGACCUUCUCUGCUGGUGAUUUGUGGACCAGGUAACAACGGAGGCGACGGCCUGGUCUGUGCCCGACAUCUUAAACUCUUUGGUUACGAGCCCACCAUCCUGUAUCCGAAGAGGCCAAACAAGCCUCUGUUCCAGGGCCUGACCACACAGUGCCAGAAAAUGGAGAUCCCUUUCUUGACUGAGAUGCCUGAGGCUGGAGUGAUUGAUGAGGCUUACAACCUGGUGAUAGAUGCCAUCUUCGGCUUCAGCUUUAAGGGGGCUGUGCGAGAGCCUUUUGGUUCCAUCCUAGAUGUGCUGAAGAAGACGACAGCCCCCGUAGCCAGCAUCGACAUCCCCUCAGGUUGGGACGUGGAGCAGGGCAGUGCAGAUGGACUGCAGCCCGACAUGCUCAUCUCUCUCACCGCUCCUAAGAAGUCUGCCUCCUUGUUCAGAGGACGAUACCACUUCCUGGGAGGCCGGUUUGUGCCACCGGGUCUAGAGAGGAAGUACCAGCUGAACCUGCCUCAGUAUCCUGGCACAGACUGCGUGUUACAACUGUAGAGGAUGUACUGAAGGUUUGAUGAGAGGAUGGGUGUCCUCUUUAAAGGAAUAGUUAGACAUUUUGGGAAAUAAUUCUCACCCACUUUUUUCCAAGAGUCAGAUGAUUAAGAUUAAUUUAUGUUUGUGUCAUAAUUACAGAGCUGGAGUCUGGAGGUAAUAGCCUAGCUUAGCAUAAGGACUGGAAACAAAGGAAACAGCUAGCCUGGCACUUCUAAAUCUCAAUCUAGACAGUUUUCUUGCUUUAACUAAAUUUUUAUUGCACACUGUAAGAGCUAUAGAAUAAUGACACGAUCUGUGCUUAGAUUGGUUUCCCAUAAGCCUUGCUGCCACCAGAUACGAUCUCCCGGGAAAAAGAAGCCUCCAUUUCCGACAUAAAGACAGGAAUGUGAAAUUGACAGUUUGUAGUUGUACAGGAUGUUAUGUGCUGUAAGAAUUUUGAUGUCCUGACUCCGACUGUACUUAACACACAGACUUGAGAGAGGUUUCAGCCCUCAAAUCUAAAGGCCUAGAUACACCAAACCAACAUCAAAGAACUAGUGGUGACUAAGGCUGACUGUUGCAUCAUCUCACACUGCCUGUGUCUCAACCAAAAAGUUGCACCUGAACACAUUGCAAAGACGACAGCCAACGACCAACUAGCACUGAUGUUCUGUGCCUGUGUGAGAGGAAACAUCUCUCCAUACAGUUUCUGCUAAAGAGCUCAACGGCUAAAAAAUGAGUCUCACCUAAUGUAACAAGUUUUUUUUUUCGAUCUAACGCCCUCUUGACCUAAGCCGUAUGUUUGCCCUGAGCUGAACUGCCAAUCAGAGUCAUUUCAUUCACUGACGAGCUUUGCUGGCUCCCACGCAGAUUCAACAUGCUGAAUUGACCAAAAAGGGCCAACACGUCACAAAAACUAGUUUGACAGAUUGUCAUUGAUGGCCCAGCAUUCACCAGUGGGUGACUGACGGCUUGGUGUGUCAGGGCCCUAACCUUUACAGAGAAAUAAAAUCAGUGUUUUUUCCCUAAAGGUUGAACUAUUCCUUUUAAUCUGGGAAUGUCAUUGGUUCCCAUCGAGUGGAUGGUGGUGGCUGUUCAUCCAAUAAGGUGUUAUAAUUAUUAGCUCUCUGGACAAUUUUGUUUUCAUGUUGAAGCACAAAGCUUUAAGGUGGUGGUUGCUUCAGCUACAUGAAAAUAAUAAUAAAAAAAAGAUCGACUGUUG